AAACCUUCAAAAGUCAGACUACUUCACGCGAGAGAAACGCAUCUCUGAGACAUUUACGGAAGCGCGUCUAUCCUCACCAAGCGCCUCUGUGCGCUCUCCUCUGCACCUUUGUAGUCUUGGGCAACUGUUUAUAGACAAGUGACAGUGACUAAAUAUUAAAUAUUAUAUUUUCGACCCGUCUUAGCGUCAUCGUGACUUAUAAUGACAACUGUUUCAUUUGUACAACCUCGUAGAGUGGUGGAGCAAACUGAUAGAGUUUGACCAGUUGUAAAUAGCUGGAAGCAUAAGAACUACAUAGCUGGCACUUUAUCAGCCAAAAUGAAGACGAUCUGUGUCUUCUGUCUUUUUUAUGCAGCUACGUUGACAGAUGGACUCAAGCUAAUCAAGGUAGAAGGAUUCCAGGGGAGAAAUGUCUCCUUCCAGUGCCCACACAAACUUGCAUGGGCAUAUGAUAAAUACCUUUGCAAAGAUCCAUGUACAAGCAGGGAAGACAGGCUGGUUACUGUGAAAUCUGGCGGGAGAGCGGAGUCAGGGAGGAUAACUCUGGUGGACUCUGGGGAUGGAUCCUUCACUGUGACCUUCAGUCAUCUCCAGCUGUCAGACUCACAGAAUUACUGGUGUGCAGUGGACAGGCCUGGUUUUGACACAUAUACCGAGAUACAGCUUACAGUAAAGACAGCUGUUGAAACUAAGACAACUGUCAUGCCUGAUGUUUCUACCAUAUGGACAUAUGAGAAUACCAACACAACACAGUUAACAACUGGAUCAGACAACGUUGAACCUGAGCCUACAAAUUUUUCAACAGCCUCAGUUGUCACUGAUGGAGAACCUAAAAUCCACACAGGCGCUGUGGUGUCUGCUACAAUCGGAGGCGUUGCUAUAAUCUUUCUCUUAAUGCUGACAGUAUGCUUCAGGAAGUACAGAAAAACCCCAAAACCACAACUACAAGUUCACGUCAACAGCACAGAUCUCGGUAGUGCACAUGAACAAGAGGUCACCUUUGGGUAUAAUGACACUGGCAAAGGGGUAGAGCGUAUGCAAAAGUUACCAGAGAGUUCCUCUGUCCAUACUCACCAACAACGACUGAAUCCACCAACAUCUGAACCAGCAUCCAAAUGUAGCAUACCCCUUCAUAUCUAUGAAAACAUCUCUUUCUCUAGACUUCCAGAAAAUUCCGGACAUUUAUCCAUGGAGGACCAGAAUGACCAUGAUGAUAACUCUAGGAUUUACAUAAAUCCUUUGCCAGAGACCCCUGUGAAUCCACUGAAGAGAAGCCCAGAACACUCUGGUUCGGUUUAGAUUUAUCAGGAAUAAAUCAGCAUUAAUCUCAAAAAUUUGAUUUAUCUAAUUUUUCCUGGACAUUUGUGGAUGAGUGAGCUUCAGCAGUUGGAAGCAACACCUAUCUUCAUCAUUAAGGUUUUACACUAAAUGGUGCUAUUACUGUGUUUGGUUUAUGUCUGUUUCUUUAUGCAUGUAUCUUAAUCAAACUUACCUUGCAUUCAAGGAUGAAAAUCUGUGUGAACUACCCUUUGAUCCAGUUAAUACUUCUGUUUACGGUCAAGUGAAGUGCCUGUGUACAUUUUCAGUGAAGAAAUGCAUUUACCAGAUAGACUUUGUAUUUCCUUUUUCU
Molecule: messenger RNA, 1630 nt
Organism: Archocentrus centrarchus (flier cichlid)
Lineage: Eukaryota; Metazoa; Chordata; Actinopteri; Cichliformes; Cichlidae
Product: CMRF35-like molecule 8
Exons: 7
Coding region: 319-1299 (326 amino acids)
Cellular component (GO): plasma membrane
Molecular function (GO): transmembrane signaling receptor activity
Source: RefSeq, a predicted model, not a curated record